GACGAGGCAGGGGGCGGGGCAGGGGCGGGAAUCCGCGGCCUCGGUGGCGGUCGUGGACACGUCGAGCCCGGCAGAAGUGGAGGGGGCUUCCGAAGAGUCGUGGGGGUGGUGACGGGUUAAGGUUCUAAGAGGGAGGUGCCGGUGGAGGGACUCGAUCUGGAAGAAGCUGAGCUUGGAUCUCCUUAGAUUAAAGCUAUCGAAGGAAGCAGACUAACGCUAACCAACUGCCAGAUUACCUCCUAAUCUUCUCUGAGUGGACUCAACUUUUCCUGGAAACAUGGAUCAUUCCCACCAUAAGGAGACAAGCCACAUGGCUUACAACAGUACAACAGGACCUCAUCACCAUCACCCGACCACUUCAGCCUCCCACUCCCAUGGCGGGGGAAUGGACAACAUGAUGAUGCAUAUGACCUUCUACUUUGGCUUCAAGAAUGUGGAGCUAUUGUUUUCUGGUUUGGUCAUCAAUACAGCUGGAGAAAUGGCGGGAGCGUUCGUGGCAGUGUUUUUACUAGCAAUGUUCUAUGAAGGACUCAAGAUAGCCCGAGAGAGCCUGCUGCGCAAGUCACAAGUCAGCAUCCGCUACAAUUCCAUGCCCGUCCCAGGCCCAAAUGGAACCAUCCUCAUGGAGACACACAAAACUGUUGGGCAACAGAUGCUGAGCUUCCCUCACCUCCUGCAAACAGUGCUGCAUAUCAUCCAGGUGGUCAUCAGCUACUUCCUCAUGCUCAUCUUCAUGACCUACAACGGGUACCUCUGCAUUGCGGUGGCAGCCGGGGCGGGCACGGGAUACUUCCUUUUCAGCUGGAAGAAGGCAGUGGUCGUGGACAUCACCGAGCAUUGCCAUUAACGUUAAACUCCAUGGUGCGGCCUUAUUGAUUGCAGUGGGAAGCAGUUCAAGACUGAAAGACAUGAUUCCUACUCCAAUCUUCCCUUCUUGCUCCUUAUCUACACACACACACACACACACACACACACACACACACACACACACACCCCUGCUCAACAGAGGUUUAGCCUACAGUCUCUGAGAUAAAGUGAUAACCUCCCUGUUUUUUUCUAAUGAGCUGAGAUUCCCUCAGAAGAUGUCCUCCCUCCCCGAUCAUCCUAGAUCCAAAUUAUAUGUUCUUGUCCAAGCCAGGUAGCUCUCUGUUCAAUGACUUGAUCACCUACUUCCUUUUUUAGUCUUCUGUUUUUAUUUGGUUAACAGACAGUAUGUGAAUUUGGUGGGUUUUUUUCUGGGCCGGUGUUGGAGAGAGAUUGACUUCAGUUAGGAUUGAUGGUAACUGAGGGAAAUUCUUGCCCAGCUGAACCCAAAACCCAAACUUCACAUGGAAAAGUGAGUUCCGGUCUUCAGAUGCAAGGAGUAUGAAGUACAUUGUGCCUGUCGGUGUGAUGUGUGGUACCGAAAUCUUGGUAGUUUGCAAAAGGGUGGUUUGAGACUAAAUACGGGCCUGGAGCUUGCAGAAGUGUGCCUUCUUGGGUGGCUGACUCAUCAACUUGUGUUCCUACUUAACAUUUUUGAUCCAAAUGAACUUGUCAAUCAAAAAAAGAAAAGAUGACAAUCAAUUUGAGAAAACAGAAAUAGAUAUUUAAAAAAUAAAACCAUUGGUAUUUUACUUUUGGUACCUUGGAUUGUCACAGCUGAAUGAAGCAAAAGAGUGUGAAUCAUUUCCUUUUGUUACUGUUUUCACGUCUUGGCCUCUAAAGCAGUGUUUUUCAAACUUUAACCUGCAUUAGAAUCACCUGGAGGGCUUGUUAAAACAAGUGUUAAAACACUAGUUUCUGGAAGAACAUGAAGUCACAAUUACAGGAAAAAACAAAACACUAGUUUCUGGGUCUGAACCCGGAGCCCCAAAAUUGGCAUUUCUAACAAGUUCCCAGGCGAUGUUCCUGCUGAUGGUCAGGGGACCACACUUUGAGAAUCUCUGCUUUAAACUAAGGAAGUGUCACCUGGUGGGGUGAGCUCCCUAGUAUUGAGCCCAGGAAUUUGAAUUGACGAUUGGUAGGUGGUAUGUCUGAGCUUAACUCGUGUACAGAAUGCUGCUGGUCAAUACUUAAAUCAUUCCACAAACAUGUAUUCAGCUCCGGCUGUGUGUACUACGUGGGCCCCAGGGCUGUAGCCAGUGUAGCUUUUAUCGGUAUGUAUGAAAUCACUAGUCUUUAUUUUUAAAGAUCUGUGGUUUCUUCCAAGUAGUUCGAAGAUUGAGGAAGACCUUUGAUCUGCAGUGUAAAAUCAGCCAGUCGUGGGUCAAAAGGGCAAAAGCCCAGCCCUCUCUUUGGAGAGGUUAGGGUAUGGUCUGCUGAUGACCAGAUUUUCCUCAGCCCCCAACAUCCGUGUCCACACCAAGCAGAUCCUCGUCCUCUACGUGACUGUCUUUGUUACUCUUGGAGGUUUCGAUAGAUCACAUGUGGCCAAAACUUCUUUUUCUCAAUGAAGAAUCAUAUUGGAUUUUUAUUCUGUUCGGUUGUUAGUUUACGCUGUAGUCUGGUCCCCAGUCCAGAAGUGACCCUUCUAUGAAGUGACUCUUCCCGUGCUCAUCUGUUAAAUCCUGCCCUCCUUGGUGCUAGACUCCAAUCGUGCCUCAGGGCAGAGGAGACAACACACAACUAUUCUGUUGGCCUCUUUGUGGUUUUGAAGUUUGGACUUUCUCUGUGGGUGCCAGUUAAAUAUCGGAGAGCAAGGAAUGUGUACUUCCGUGGCUUUAAACCAAGAGAAGGUUACGAGCUUACUGGAUCAAGGGUUAAUCUAAGAACCAACAUUUAGAGUUUUGUGCUUUUCUCUCAUUCCAACCCCUUGUAGUACUGAUAUUUCGCCUGAGCGGAGUGAAUGACAGGUAAUGACAGAGUCCAACGUGAAGGUGUAAAGAGCCAAUUAUUAUCUCAGAAGCCAAGGAAUAAUAAAACCAUGGGAAAUAAAAUAAGACUCAAUGUAAUAGUGACCCUGGUGCUCUCUAGAAAUCUUGGCACGAGCUGCUAUGAAUACCCUUUCAGAAAUGGGACCUUAUCAGUAAGGUCAGAAUAAUCAAGGCCAGUUAAGACAAAGUGCUGUGAAUUCGAAACUCAGUGGAGAAACAUCAGUCUGGGAUAGGUCUUCGAGUAUUCAAGAUAGAGCCUCAGGACAAACCGGAAUUCCAGCAGUUCUUAGAUUAGGUUGCCAAAGGAAGAAGCUAGUGAAGGAGAAAAAAAUGUAAAGCUUAAAUGCCGUCUUUCUUGAUCUCUUGGAUUGUGAUGAUGAUCUCAUUGACUUUUCAUUUCUGUAUCCCUGUUGAUUUGGAAUUUACUGUCUGACUUCUUUGUUCUUUUGGAUCCAGAUUUCUCUUUUCCUCCUUCUCUGUUCACAUCUCUUGGUACUCUGUAUCCCCAUUUCUUUGGCCCCUUAUUCUGCUUUCCUUUCCCUUUCUUUUAGUCUUUAAUCCCACAUAUCUAGUUCAUGAAAUCUCCCUCGCACUCCUGAGGCAGUGGAGAGAGAUACCAACCAGAAGUUUUAAGAUACCAACCAGAAGUUGUAAAACUCAGUAGAGACCGGAUGCACACUUUGAGGAGAAAUUGUCCUGUUGGAAUUGCUAGGAGGCUGGGUAAAGGGCUACCUACUGGUACCAUCCCCAGAAUUACAGAAUCUUAGGUGCUGUCUCUAGUCUGUUGGAGGAACACUAAGCCCCUCAUUUCCCACAAACAGGGAAUUCUCUGUGUCCACCAGGGAAUCAGAAAUUAAGGUUUCUUCACUACUAUGGUAGGACUGUCUGGAAUUCUGUUUCAGACUGUGAGGCUCUGGGCUGGGCUCUAGCCACAAGGGGUUUUGUAUAAGGAGCUGGAAGGGGAGGGGCCAGGGGUUACGCAUUCAUGUCAUUUCAUUUUGAUCUUGCUCUCUCCAGCUGCUUCUUUCAGAAGAUACAUCUAAAGAUACAAAGUCUGCAUUUGAUAUAAUGCCUUAAUCACUGAGUCUACAAUUAAUGUUGACCGUUUUAGAUUGUAAGCUCCUGGAGAGCAGUAUUGCUGUAGUAGGAAUGUUUUAACAGUGUCAUAUGUAAAAGAACAAAAUAAAUAUUUUGAUUUUGUGA
Ailuropoda melanoleuca (giant panda) is the source of this 4058-nucleotide messenger RNA. It is a transcript of the gene SLC31A1, whose product is annotated as solute carrier family 31 member 1. Gene Ontology annotation, biological process: copper ion transmembrane transport. Gene Ontology annotation, cellular component: membrane. The transcript is spliced from 6 exons. The record is from RefSeq and is a predicted model, not a curated record. Gene Ontology annotation, molecular function: copper ion transmembrane transporter activity. The coding region runs from base 278 to 847 and encodes 189 amino acids. Lineage: Eukaryota; Metazoa; Chordata; Mammalia; Carnivora; Ursidae.